Molecule: messenger RNA, 2661 nt
Organism: Penaeus vannamei (Pacific white shrimp)
Lineage: Eukaryota; Metazoa; Arthropoda; Malacostraca; Decapoda; Penaeidae
Source: RefSeq, a predicted model, not a curated record
UGACCUCAUACCAGCUGGCUAGGAGUGAGGGUCGAGGAAAAGGGAAUAGGCGAUGUACUGUGAUUGAGUCUGGCCUGAAAAAAAACAUUUAAAAUGAGGAGCAGAAGCAAUUCCGGUGUGAGGCUCGACUACUACCAUAGGAUCGUCUACCGCACUAUCCUGAGGCACCAGGAUGCAGUUACGGGCCUGCUUCCUGCAAGUAAUCUCAACGACCAUGCUUGGGUGCGAGACAACCUUUACUCCAUCAUGGCAGUGUGGGGACUCUCCAUGGCUUAUAAGAAGAAUGCAGACUUGGAUGAAGACAGAGCCAAGACGUAUGAGCUGGAGCAGAGUUGUGUGAAGUUGAUGCGCGGGCUCCUGAACUGCAUGAUGCAGCAGUUGGACAAGGUGGAGAAAUUCAAACACACACAGGCGCCCAUUGACUCCCUGCAUGCAAAGUAUUCCUCCAAGACGGGUCAGAUUGUGGUCAAGGACAACGAGUGGGGUCACUUGCAGAUUGAUGCCACGUCACUCUUCCUCCUGGUCCUGGCGCAGAUGACGGCAUCAGGUUUACAGAUUGUGUUCAACCUGGAUGAAGUUAGCUUUAUCCAAAACCUGGUCUUCUACAUAGAGUCUGCAUAUUGCAUUCCUGAUUAUGGAAUCUGGGAGAGAGGAGACAAGACCAAUCAUGGCCUGCCAGAACUCAAUGCUUCGAGCAUUGGUCUUGCAAAGGCAGCUUUAGAGGCUAUGAAUGAAUUGGAUCUAUUUGGCGCGAGAGGUGGCCCAGCUAGUGUCAUCCACGUGCUUGCUGAUGAGGCCCAGAAGUGCCAGGCUGUCUUGCAGUCUAUGCUGCCACGUGAGAGUAACAGCAAGGAGGUUGACAGCAGCCUCCUGGCAGUCAUCAGCUUCCCUUCCUUUGCUGUGGAUGACCCAAUGCUCAUCAAGCUAACGAGGGACACCAUUCAGGAUAAGCUGCAGGGACGUUAUGGGUGUAAGAGGUUCCUCAGGGAUGGCUACAAGACAGCCAAGGAGGAUCCCAGCAGACUGUAUUAUGAACCUUGGGAGCUGAAAAGGUUUGAGAAGAUAGAAUGUGAGUGGCCUCUCUUCUACUGCUAUCUCAUUCUAGACUAUUGCUUCCAAAAUGACAAAGAGGCUGUUAAGGAGUAUGCAGAACAGCUGGAGGAGCUGUUAGUGACAACUGAUGACGGCCUAAGACUUGUACCCGAGAUCUACACAGUUCCAGCAGAGAAUGUGGAGCAGGAGUACAAGGAACCAGGCUCUCAGGACCGCGUGGCUGUUGGCAAGCUGCCCUUCAUGUGGGCUCAGAGUCUCUUCAUUAUGGGGCGACUCUUGCAAGAUAAUUUCUUGGCCUGCGGUGAGCUCGAUCCCCUCAACCGUCGUCUGGGCUCGGAGAAGAAGCCAGAUGUGGUGGUACAAGUGGUGGUUCUGGCAGAAGACUCGAGCAUCCAGGCCAAACUGCAGGCGCUGGACAUCCCUGUGCAGACAAUUGCUGAAGUGGCACCCAUUGAAGUGCAACCAGCAAGAGUUUUGUCAAAGCUCUAUGCUCAUCUAGGUCGUAACCAGAAGCUAGGUCUGUCUGGUCGUCAAAGCCGUGACGUUGGUAUUCUUUCGACAAGCAAAUUGUAUUCUCUUCAAGAUAGAAUAUUUGCAUUUACUCCUCAGAGUGUGGACACAGAGGAGUGGUACGCCAUGCAUGAUAUAAACCUGCUGUGCUAUUACCUGAAGUCACAUGUUGCCUUCCUGAAAGAGACUUGGUUCAGCUCCAUGCUUGGCAGACCUACCAUUACCUACCUUGUCCAGUCUUUCAUGCUAGGUAAGCUGCUCCUUCUGCUUAUACAUGAGCUUGAGAGUUUAGUGUUAAAUGUUGAUGCUGCUUCUUGCCUUGAUAUGUCAACUGAGUGGAAGAGACUAAAUUCUUCUCGACGAUUGCCACAUUGCAGUAGUACCAAUGUGACCACUACAUUAACUGAUGCUCCAUUGACUCUGAUGGCAAGAGAUCCCAAACAGCAUUCGGAUCCAGUGGCGCUUGGCAAGAUGCAGGAGUUCCUCAACACGUCUUGCAUCACAAGCCUCAAUUUUCUCCAUGAUAAUGAGAAUGGCUACCCUGACAGUCUGAAACCAGAAGUAAAAGAUUACUUGGAGAAGCAGAUGCGAGGUUCCCUGUCGUGGAGGAGGGCUGAUCUCGUCCGCAUGUCUUCAAGGUUUGGUGAGAAGAAGUCGAUCAGAGACCCUACUGCCCGGCGCAAGUUCUCCGUCAAAGGAACCAUCCGUAAAUCUCGCACUCUGCUCGUUGAUGAUGAGAAAGCAAAUGUUCCUUCCCGAAGAAGAUCCGGACUAGAUCAUAUUUUCUACUACGGUGAAGCGUAUGGGCCUACAUUGGGACUGACACUAGAAGUACCAUCGCAAGGUUCGUCCCGACGAGAGUCAACAGUGGCCUCCCCCACAGGCGAGCAGGGACCUCCUAUCCUGGAGGUAUCCUGCCCUGCUACACCAACACGGUUCACACCUCCUCUCUCAUCUCGCUCGCGAUCGCCAUCACCCGAAAAGGAGGAGCUCUGGGAGACCAUGGUCAGGCACAGGUAUACUUCAUGUACUCUAACAUUAGUGAAGGUCUGUUUCUUGAGGAUAGUGGCAUAUGACAUUCAGUGCAGCAACCUUUGA